AUGCUGUUCCAACUCCUUCUCGGCCUUGUCGGCCUAUACCUGGUCAGAAUAUUCCUAGCCAGAAAGAAAUCCAACCUGCCUCUCCCGCCAGGCCCCAAACCCAAGCCGUUUGUCGGAAACCUGGAUGAAAUGCCCGCGCAGGGCGUGCCACAAUGGCGACACUGGCUCAGACAUAAGGAGCUAUACGGUCCAAUCAGUUCCAUCACAGUCUUCGGCCAACCGAUCAUCAUUCUCAACGAAGCGCGUCUCGCCACCGAGAUCCUGGAUAAGAGAUCUGCAAUUUACUCGGCCCGCCCCGAGCAGCCUUUCAUGGCAAUGACGGGGUGGGAUAAAACCAUGGCGACCGUGGAGAAUACACACCACUACGCAAAAAUGCGCAAGGCAUUGCAUCAGGAAAUCGGGACCAAAAGAGCCUUCUCCCGCUUCGAUCGCAUGAUGGAGGUGGAGAUUAGUCGGUUCCUGCUGAGGCUGCUGGAAAGCCCGGAAGAGUUCCGGGGGCAUCUGAAGAGGGAAUCUUUCUCUUUCAUUCUCAAGAUGACCUACGGAUAUAAUGUCGAGCCGGAGGGAAGUGAUCCCUUCGUGGACCUGGCGGAGAAGGGCGUCGACCAGAUCUGUCAGGCGAUGCUUCCGGGGACUUGGCUGGUUGAUUAUGUGCCAAUUCUGAGAUACCUCCCGCCCUGGUUUCCAGGUGCUGGAUUCGUUCGCAUCGCCAAAGAAUACCGCAAGCACGCAGCGGCCUUCCUGGACAUCCCCUACAUGUUUGUGAGGCAGAGAAUGGCCCAGGGGGACUGCACCUCAUCAUACAUGUCGAAUCAACUGCGGGAAUCCAAGCCGGAGCCGGGGUCAGAAGAGGAGACGGUUUUGAAAUGGUCUGGCGUUGAGUUUUACCUCGGGGGGUCAGAUACCGUACGUUUGUCGACAAUCCUGAGCUUCUUCCUCGCAAUGAGCCUGAACCCAGAAGUGCAAAGAAAGGCACAAGAUGAGAUCGAUCGCGUCGUCGGAACAUCCCGUCUCCCUGGACACGAGGAUCGCGAUAGCCUGCCAUACAUAAACGCACUCGUGAAGGAAGCGCUGCGUUGGCAUCCAGCCCUCCCCACCGCAUCGCCGCACAUGCUCAUCAAGGAUGACACGUAUAAAGGCUACUACUUCCCGAAAGGAUCGGUAUUCCUGCCUAAUAUCUGGGCAUACGCACACGACCCUGACGUAUACCCCAACCCAAUGGAAUUCAGGCCCGAGCGCUUCCUAUCCAUUGACGGCUCUACGCCGGAGACGGAUCCAUCCACAUUUGUUUUUGGAUUUGGAAGGCGCGCUUGUCCGGGACAGGUGAUGACGGACUUCAAGGUCUAUCUUACAAUUGUACGCAUCCUGGUGGGGUUUAACAUCACCCCGAAGACCGGUCAUGCAACGGUGGAUCUCGAGAAUGCUUUUAUCCCUGCUAUCCUGAGCCACCCCAAGCCCUUUGAUGUUAAGAUUACACCUCGGUCCCCGGCGCAUGAAAGGCUCAUCCGGACUGCGGGAGCAAAUGCGCCAUGGGAGAGAAGUCACGCAGAGGAGUUCAAAAGAGCCAUGCGCAGUCAUUCCCAAAUGAUGGCUACCGCGGAGGGUUGA
Aspergillus heteromorphus CBS 117.55 is the source of this 1608-nucleotide messenger RNA. Its product is annotated as cytochrome P450. Bases 1 to 1608 code for a protein of 535 amino acids. Lineage: Eukaryota; Fungi; Ascomycota; Eurotiomycetes; Eurotiales; Aspergillaceae. Gene Ontology annotation, molecular function: heme binding; monooxygenase activity; iron ion binding. The record is from RefSeq and is a predicted model, not a curated record. The transcript has 7 exons.